Messenger RNA from Phyllostomus discolor (pale spear-nosed bat), 4981 nucleotides. It is a transcript of the gene SDC3, whose product is annotated as syndecan 3. The transcript is spliced from 5 exons. Gene Ontology annotation, cellular component: cell surface; membrane. The record is from RefSeq and is a predicted model, not a curated record. Bases 110 to 1438 code for a protein of 442 amino acids. Lineage: Eukaryota; Metazoa; Chordata; Mammalia; Chiroptera; Phyllostomidae. Gene Ontology annotation, biological process: cell migration.
CCCGAGCGAGCCGCGCAUCGGUCCAGCAGCCGGGCCGCGCCGCCGCCGAGCAGCCGCCCCGCGCGCCGCGCCUCGGGAACAAAGGCGCCCGCCGCUCGCCGCUGCCGCCAUGAAGCCCGGGCCACCGCGCCGGGCCGGGGCCGCCCACGGGGCAGGCGCAGGGACCGGGGCCGCGGCCGGGCCCGGGGCCCGCGGGCUGCUGCUGCCGCCUCUGCUGCUGCUGCUGCUGGCUGGGCGCGCCGCGGGGACUCAGCGCUGGCGCAGUGAGAACUUCGAGAGGCCCGUGGACCUCGAGGGCUCCGGGGACGAUGACUCCUUCCCCGACGAUGAGCUGGACGACCUGUACUCGGGGUCCGGCUCGGGCUACUUUGAGCAGGAGUCAGGCAUUGAGACGGCCAUGCGGUUCAGCCCAGAUGUGGCCCUGGCAGUGUCCACCACAGCUGCCGUGCUGCCUACCGUGGACGUCCAGCCCAUGGGCACCCCAUUCGAAGAGCUCCCCUCUGAGCAUCCCACCCCAGAACCAGCGACUAGCCUCCCAGGGGUGACAGAGGUCCCAGAAGAGCCCAGCCAGAGAGCCACCACCAUCUCCACUCCCAUGGCCACCACGGCUGCCACAACCACAGGAGCCCCAAGUGUGGCCUUGGUGCCAGCCACAGCGGCCACCGCCACUCCCAGCAUCCCCGCGGCACCCUCUUCCACGGCCACCACCUCUGUCAUAAGGACCACCGGUGUACGGAGGCUUCUUCCUCUUCCACUGACCACGGCAGCCAUGGCCCGGGCCACCACCCCAGAGGUGCCCUCCCCUCCCACCACGGUGGCUGUCUUGGACACAGAGGCCCCGACACCCAGGCUCGUCAGUACCGCUACCUCCAGGCCGAGGGCCCUCCCCAGGCCAGCCACCACCCAGGAGCCUGACAUCCCUGAGAAGAGCACCCUGCCCCUGGGGACCACUGCCCCUGGACCGACGGAGGUGGCUCAGACCCCGACUCCAGAGUCCUUCCUGACCACAAUCCGGGACGAGCCAGAGGUACCAGUGAGUGGGGGGCCCAGCGGGGACUUUGAGCUGCCGGAGGAAGAGACCACGCAGCCAGACACCGCCAAUGAGGUGGUGGCAGUGGGUGGGGCUGCGGCUAAGCCGUCGCCUCCACCCGGGACGCUGCCCAAGGGUGCUCGCCCAGGCCCUGGCCUCCUGGACAAUGCCAUCGAGUCGGGCAGUUCGGCGGCUCAGCUGCCACAGAAGAGCAUCCUGGAGCGGAAGGAGGUGCUUGUAGCCGUGAUAGUGGGCGGGGUGGUGGGCGCCCUCUUCGCCGCCUUCCUGGUCACCCUGCUCAUCUACCGCAUGAAGAAGAAGGACGAGGGCAGCUACACGCUGGAGGAGCCCAAGCAGGCGAGCGUCACGUACCAGAAGCCCGACAAGCAGGAGGAGUUCUACGCCUAGCGGAGCCUCGGUGCCUCCCAGAGCCUCAGCGUCGCCCCUCCACCCGGUCCCUGGCCCAUCCCACCAGCCCUGGCCUGGGGCGCAGGCCCGGGAGGGAGCCUGGCCCCAGCUCCCCUCUGCCCAGCCUCCCGAGGUCUGCCCAGACGGCCAGCCGCACACGGAUCUUCCCCGAGGCACAGCGGGCACUGCCGUCUGCCCCGGACUGUGCCCUUACGAGCUCAUCUCUUGUCCUCCGCCAGCCUGGGGCUUCCGGACCUCGUGUCAGAUGCGUGGGAGGAGGAAGCUCCUGAGUGGCUGGGGGAGGGAAGGGUGGGGCUGGAGAUGGGCUUGCACGCCAGCCGGGCCCCCCGGGCUGGCUGAGGUCUUCUUCUAAGGGCAGAGGGGCACUCAGGCUGGUUCCCAGGAUGAGCAUUUAUAAGCUCAGCCUUGAAAUCGAGACACUGCCACCUCUUGCUUCUGGCCCAGGCCCCUCUCCCCGGGUGAGAGUGUGUCCCCUUGCCUCCUGGCAUGACCGGGGCUAUGGGGUCGCUCUCCCCUCACCCGGCCCAUCGCACCUGCACCUGAAGGUUCCACCUCUUUCCCAUCUGUCCCUGAGGCCUUGGCUUCCCAAGAGUGUCCUGGUGGCCACCGGUGAGGAGCGCUGGCCGGGCUGCUCGGACCUCCCUCUUGCGAGUCGCGUGGACUCCGCACAGACACCGUCCCCGACAAGGUCACGCAUAUUGUCAUGCCCAAAGACAAAAGUGUGAAAUGGCAGAAUCACGGGCAGCCCUGACCACCCUGCCAGUCCAGACACGUCACAGAUGUCUCCCAAAGGUGUCUCUCAUGCGUUUCUCACGCACCCUCAAACGCUCAUAACAAUGUAAGUCAGUCAUGAGCCGUUGUCACCCAGUGGCGACGGCGUGGUCUGCUUCCCCCACCGUCUCCCCCUCCCACGUGCGCACACAGUCUGGCCCCGCGUUCCCUGGCUUUCAGGCUCUGUGGGGGGGGGGGGGACCAAGCCGGUACAGUCAGCCCAUAUUGGGUCCCCUGAGUUGCCCUGUCACGCUCAGCCCCUCACCAUAGCGUCCCCACCACCAACCACAUGGCCACUGACCCGCGUGUCAGACAGGACCCCACGUGGAUGCACAGUCCCGCCCCACAGGGCCCUUGCUCACCCUGGAGGAGACAGGUGGGCACCCGUCUUCCCCAUUCAGUGUGGUGUGGGAGAGCGCUGCCUCCAGCAGCGAGCACCCCUCCCCCACACCUGCCUCGCCUCUCUGCAGCCCGAGGGGUUGGUUUGGGGCCAGCCCCCCACUAGCAGGGAGCCUUGCCGAGGAAGGCAGGCUGGUUCCCGGAAUUUGGCCUCGGGCUGGGGAGGGGGCUUGGAUUUCCCAGGACCAAAGGCCCCAGGUGGGGAGGGAGCCUGUGCUCCGGCCCCUGGUCUCCCGCUCCGCCCCCUGCUCUGAGCUAGGGGCCGACUCUGCCUCCCAGGACACAAGUCUCCAAAGUGCCUGUGAGGGUGGGCCCUGCCGCCCGGGCCCUCUGCACCCUCUCCCCUCGGCCUUGCCAGGCCCACCUCAGCCCCACCCUGGGGUCCUCCCUGGGCCUUCCCCGUGGACACCUUGCCCGUUUACUUGGCCAAACACCCUGGUGGUUCUGGCUGUGGCUGGAAGCAGCCCACCCAGACGGCACCACCAGGCCGAGGGCUGAGAGCAGGUGGGGGCAGGGGCGCCACAGGCCCCCAGCCUGCCCCCACCUUCUUUACCCUUGUAAGCGAGGCUACUUCUGUGGCUGUUUUAAAUGUGGGGUCGGAAAUCUCCUUUGGGGAGGGUGCACUCAGCAGGGGCGCUUAGAGCCCUGAGGUGUGGUCUGCUCAGUAGCUGGCUGGUGCUCACGCUCCCACCCCUCACCUCCAACCCAGAUUAAAGCCAGGAACCUAGGUUUUAUUUCUGUUCCCUUUUCAAGAUGCACUGGUAACAGACUUGCUGGGUGAGGGGUGGGGGUGCCUGAGGCAGUGAGGGCCAAGUUCCAGGGCCUUCCUUCCAGCCUGGGGCUCCAUCUCAGACUCCCAAGCCCCUCGCAGCAGGGCCUGGAGGACUGUGAGGAACCCAGCUGGUCCCGGCCUUUGGAGGGGGGACAGGGAUGGGGAGAGGCAUCCUGGGCCCACAAAACCGUUGGGGGUGGGCUGGCCUCAGUCACCUCCGGAGCUGAAGGGCUGGGGUGGAGGGGAUGGAGAACACGGAAGUCCCGGCAGCUCUGGUGAGAAGGCCUGGGCAGGCCAAGGCUGAGAAACCAGAGAGGACCCGGGCGCCACCGGGAAGCCCAGAGGUGCUGGGACCGUGGUGGGCCCGUGGUGGGGGGUGGGGUCCAGCACAGGAGGCACGACUCGGGUUUCGGCUGGCUGGAGUGGCCUGCGUGGGUCCGGCCUGGCUUCCAACUUGGGGCUUUGCCUCCUGGCACCGGCCUCUUCUCUGUGUCCUUAGCCUUUGAUGGAAGAGGCCAAGGCCCUCAUUCACGGAGCCCUGGACCCAAGACAAAUGUCCAGGCUUUAUGCUUAUGAAGUGUAACAGUCCAGCCAGCCCCCAUUGGGCAAGGCAAUCCAAGAGAGAGGUCGGUUCGAAGGAUGAGCUGGAGCUCUCCUAGGUGCAAUGUAGGUGCAGGGCCUGCCCGAAUAGAUCCCCAGGUGCCCCCGUGCUCCUGGGGUUGGGCAGCGGGGUCUGGUGGGCCCUGGCAUUUCCUGGAAGCGUGGCCGAUGCCAAAGGAGAGGGUGUCCGUGUGGGCUGAGAGCCUCUCUAGGACCUAGGCUGCCAGGGAGCACAAAGGCGGGCUGGGAGUCGCAGGUUGGGCCCACGCCCAGUUGUGAUUUCUAGAGCCAGGCCCUGUCUCCCCAGGGGGCCGGAAGGGGUACCUUUCUGAGAGGCUGGGCCUGGCAGAUCUGUGGGCAGUGGCCCGGGGUGCUCAGGCUGGGACCCCCUGGGGUUGGCAAGCCACCUGUCCAAAAAGCCCCGGGCUCGGGGAGCAAGCCCGUCUCAGUCUCUGACAGCCACCGCCCCGGACUGGCUUCCCCAGGCCCCGGCCUGUAAAUAGAAGCUCACAACUGUACAGAUUUGCAGAGAUGCUGAGACCAGACCCUGGCAGUGCUGUCUAAGGGCUGUCGGCCCUGGCACCCCCUGGGUUCCCGCCCGGCAGCUCGGUGCGCCUGGCCCCGGUGUGGCGAAUGCAUGUAAAUACUUUUUGUAGGCAGUGUGGCUCCAGAGAGCCCCCUGAAGACAGUGUCCCCUCCUGUGCGUCCUUUCUCCUGUACAGAGCCCCCCGAGAACCUGCCCUGGCCCCUCUCCCCAUAACCUGUUUAUUAACCACGCCUGUCCUGAGUUCAUGGCCAAAACUUUACGUGGAGGGAAAAGACUGGAAAAUGACCAAGGCACCUGCUGGGGGUGCUCAUCUGUCCCAGAAGGAACUGUUGGGGUUUUUUGUUUGUUUCACUUUGUUUUUUGUUUAUUUGUUUUUUUAACACUUCCCGUGCUGUGCCCAUUUAUAAGAGGAAAUAAAAUUAAGCUGAAAUGA